CAAGAGAGAGCUGAAUCUCCUCUUCUAUUUUAUCAUUAUGGCUCUACUAGCUUCCUUGCCGGAGCCGAUGAAACAACUGCCGAAUCGGCGGAGGAAACAAGAGAAAACCCAAAAACAACCCACGUCUUCCUGGGACCAAAUCAAGAACUUGCUCACCUGCAAACAGGUGGAAGGGUCGAAAGUUCACGACCCCUCGAAGCUCAGUUCCUCUUGUAGCUCUAUAUGCAGCUUCAAGGACGUUGUUCAUGGCAACACGAGGGUCGUUCACCGAGCUGAUAACUCGCCCGAGAGUAGCACGGUGGGUCAAGAAACCGCGCUGCUGAGACGCAAAGCUGCGAAUGGCUCAUCGUCUCGGUCGUUGUCGGGGUCAACAAGAUCCGAUAACAACAGCUCCAGGUGCACGAAGACGACGUCUUCUUCCAGAGCUAUGCAACUUAGGAAGCUUUCUGGGUGUUAUGAAUGUCAUACGAUCGUUGACCCCAGCAGGUUUCCAUCGUCAAGAACAACUAUCUGUGCCUGCUCACAAUGCGGUGAGGUCUUCCCAAAAAUCGAAAGCUUGGAGCUUCAUCAAGCUGUUCGCCAUGCAGUUUCGGAGUUGGGGCCAGAAGAUUCGGGUCGGAACAUUGUGGAAAUCAUUUUCAAAUCCAGCUGGCUAAAGAAGGACAAUCCGAUCUGUAAGAUCGAACGGAUAUUAAAAGUUCACAACACCAAGCACACCAUCCAACGGUUCGAGGACUGUCGCGAUGCGAUGAAAACGCGCGCUCUUAACAGCACCAGAAAGAACCCACGGUGCGCGGCCGACGGCAACGAACUCCUCCGAUUCCAUUGCACAACCCUGUCGUGUUCCCUCGGCGAGCGUGGCUCGUCCAGCUUGUGCGGCUCCAUCCCGGGUUGCGGCGUCUGCACCAUAAUCAGACAAGGGUUCCAAAACAAAGCUGAUGGAGGAGGAGGGGCAGCGCCAGCCGCAGAAUUCAAUGGAGUCCGCACUACGGCAAGUAGCGGUAGGGCCCACGACUCCAUUAAGUGUACGGACGGUCGUAGGGCCAUGUUGGUUUGCCGUGUGAUUGCCGGGAGGGUGCAGCGAGUGACGGAUGACGCGCCGUCGUUGGAGGAUGAUAAUAAUAGCACCGGCGGCGGCGUAUCUUCUUCGGCUGGCUUGUACGAUUCUGUAGCGGCGUUUGCCGGGGUUUACUCCAAUCUGGAAGAGUUAGUUGUGUUUAAUCCGAGGGCUAUCCUCCCUUGUUUCGUAGUCAUUUACAAAGCACUUGAAUCUUGACUGAGUCAUCAUUUUCAUAGAAUUAGUCUAACCAAACCACUCUCCUUAACCGUCUACAUAAAUUUUG
Molecule: messenger RNA, 1343 nt
Organism: Hibiscus syriacus
Lineage: Eukaryota; Viridiplantae; Streptophyta; Magnoliopsida; Malvales; Malvaceae
Exons: 4
Coding region: 38-1276 (412 amino acids)
Source: RefSeq, a predicted model, not a curated record